AGCAAUGCGCAGUCACAGCUGUUGGUGAAUCAAAGUGUGUUGAUAGAGUCUACGAGUUUACAUAGGCAUAAUUUAAUAAUGACAACACAAAUGGAGACAGCGGAAACAGACGAUUCUAUAGAUACUACUUUAACGAAGGCAACUCCAUGGAAGCCUCGAAUAAAAUACCACUACGCAUUUUUCCAAUUAUAUUUCCACGUAGCGGCGAUUUAUGGUGUAUACUUGGCUUUAACGUCAGCAAAAUGGCAAACUAACUUAUUUGGAUACGUAAUGAUUUGGAUAAACAGUUUUGGGAUAUACGCAGGCGCUCACAGACUGUUUUCUCAUAGGAGUUACAAGGCUACCAGGGCUUUGCAGAUAUUCCUAAUGCUGUGCCACAGCACAGCUUACCAGAGGAACCUGUUCCUUUGGGUUUUAGAACAUCGGCUACACCACAAAUACAGCGAUACAGAUGGCGAUCCUCACAAUCCCUCGCGAGGGUUGUUCUUCUCUCAUAUAGGCUGGCUUUGUUGUAAGAAGCAUCCUGAAGUCGUAAAGAGGACUAAGAAUAUUGAUAUGUCUGAUAUGUACAGUAACCCUGUUAUUAUGUUCCAGAAGAAACAUCAACAGUGGCUCCUCCCGACUCUUGCGUUCAUUCUGCCGACGCUGAUUCCAAUGGUUUUUUGGGUCGAGUCUCUCACCAAUUCCUGGCAUAUCAACGCGGCCAGAUACAUCAUGAGCAUGAAUACAGUCUUCCUUAUCAACAGUGUCUCCCACAAAUGGGGAUACAAACCUUACGAUAAGAACAUACGUCCGACAGAAAGUAAAAUUAUAUCAAUGAUCACAUUUGGUGAAGGUUUUCACAACUACCAUCAUAUUUUUCCAAAUGAUUAUCGUGAUGCUGAAUUUGGCAAUAAUUUACUAAACGUGACGACAUAUUUUAUCGAUUUCUGCGCAUUUCUUGGACUGGCGUAUGAUCUGAAGAUCGUUCCUACAGAUUUGGUUAAAAGCAGAAUGACGAGGACUGGCAAUGGAAGUGAAAUGGAGCUAUUAGACAAAACUGUAUACUAGAUGGUACAUUAGUCACAUGAAAUAGAUAAUAUCUGGCGGUGUUCAGUGAAAGGAUUGUGGUCAAUGUGGGAAAAAAAAUUAUAAAACUUUAGACAAUAUGUGUUAAUAUAUUGAACUGUUGUAGUUGGGUCUUCUUAUCAUCCCUAUAUUGUGUCACGAAACAAUCUACAUUACUAACAUAAAAGAAAUAUAGGGAAUCGAAAAACAAUAUACUAUAAUGAUACAUUUAUAAUAAGAUUAUAAAGAAGCAAACUUUAUAAUCUUAUUAUAAAUGUAAGUUUGGAUGUCGAAGUCAUUUACAAAACUUCUUAUUAGAUUCAGAAAUUUCUUGCACUAAUGGAAAGCAUAAAACUUAAAUGUAAUUUUACUAACAUUUUUUACCUGGGACGGGCUAUAAUGCAGCCGGAUUUUAAUUAUAAGACUCGAUAUAUCGACUUUAUUUUCGAUAAUCAAAUGUCAUGUCACACCUUAAGCCGACGCAAUACAAGUUAAAAUAUCAACGAAGAGAUAUCCCGUCUAUUUACUAAUAUAAUAAAUUAAUGUUAAAUAAAACACAAAAAGAAAGAUGAAACAGUGAUUUCGUAUGGAUAAUAAUUAUUGCUCUAACCCUUGAUAGUGGUAAAAUGAAUAUAAUUAUAAUCUAAAAAAAAUCACACAACGUACUUUUUAGUAGUAGGUUUAAUAUUCAACCUUAAACGAGUUUAUUUCUUUAAUUAAUGCACACCGUAAUGAAAAUUUAAUGUGUGUGCCAUUUUUCUGGUUAAAUCGUCUCACAUGUACUGUAGUCACCAUAUAUAUAAAUUCAAUAAAUUGGAACAAAAAUUGCUAGAAGAUUCAAAAAGUACAUAGAACUAGAGUUUUUUUUUAUUAUUAAAUAAUAUAAAUAAUUGAGUCUGUGUUUUCCAUCUAAAAUAUUACUAAGCCGCAGCUUGGAGUCAGGAAGUUGGCGAUGUUACAGAACUGUACCUCGGAAACACGUAAACCCGACAUGACCGGACUAUGAGAGUUAAGGAACAGAGAGUGCACCUGUAUAUUGCACUCACACUUGUCCACUAUAUGUCCUACGUACCUGGCUGAUCUCCGUUGAGAUUAGCCGCCGUGCCUAAAAUUCCUCUACGAAUAUUUUUUUUUAUUAUUAACACUUCGGAUACAACUACCGCUUGCAGAAACAAACAGGUCGUCAGUCCUCACGGCAUAUCUCCUGUGUGUUACUUAAAGCAGUUUAAGUGUGUCUAACAAUGCAUGUAUAUGUAUAGGGGUUGUUUUAAUUCAGUACCCGCGAAGCACAGUAGGGUAAGUACGGAAAAAUAUUUUUUGUCUGCGUGGUUAUGCUUGGUAUUUCCGUAUUGUUUUUUAUACUAUUUAUUUGGAGGUUCUUUAUAAUGGUUAAUAAUUUUCAAUAUUAGUACAGAAAAUUACAAUUUAGUGUGUCACAUUGUGCGCUACAUAACCUGAUUGUUCUCUCGUAUUUUACAUUCUGGUUGUGUAGUUAUUAUCGCUUUCUCUAUUUGCAUUUGUAGUGACCAGGAUCCCAAAAAAAAUAUCAUUACUUAUCGUACUACAAAAAAACUCGAAGAACAUUGUAUUGACAAACACAAUUUUAUUUUGAAUCAAUGUGAUAUGCACUACUAACAUUUCUAAUUUAAUAUAGUUCAAUACUUAACAGUGUUUCACUAACCUUGGUCUUAACUUUCUUUAAAAAAAACUAGAAUAAAGUAUAUUUUUUUAAAUCGUUGCUAGUAACUUGUCAUUCCUCUUAGUUACUUCUACCUUAUAUUAAUAGGGACAAAGACUAAUUUAGACAUUACGAUAAAAUAUCUAUCUAAAUGUGUAAUUACUGUAAUGAAAUCACGAAUGUUCCAAGUUGGCCGCGCUAUUAAUAAUGAAUACGAGUUAUUCACACGUAGCCAAUUCAAGUAUUGAUUUUGAUGACGUGUACCAAAUAGAUAAAAGCUUGUGAUAACCCUGUAUUGUCUGCCGUGCAACGUAUCCUUGAAUGACAUCAAAUAAUUUAUAUGAACCUGUUAAAUGUUAUACAUUAUUUAGAGUCCGUCAAUAUUAACUCUACCAACAGUUCGGAAAGCUGUUGUAACCAAAGAAGACUGGAUAAGAAACUCUGAUGUUGUUCUUUCAAAAUUAAUUUAAGGUAUAAGCUACAGUGCGUGGUACAGAGAAAAUUAUACAAUUCGUUUUUCAUUGGUGUUUAAAGCAGUUCAUUCAUAUACUCGCGAUAUAGGUAAUAAAUAAAUUUUAAAUUUUCGAGUGCCCAACCCUCUCAGGUAUUAUUAAAUAAUUGAACCUAAAGUUCUGUAAUAUAUACUUAGCUAUAAUAAGCGAAAUAGGAAGAAUAGUCCACAUAAUCAGCACCCGUUCACCAGUAUGAGGCAUGUGCAAGCCAUCGGCUUCCUCAAUUAUGUAAGUUUAUAAAUUUCUUAUUUUUUAAUAGAUAUGGUAAAGUAUAAGACGUAGCAAAUGAAAGUGCGGUUAAACCUAGCAAUAAGUACUACAUGGACAUCUGAAAAUGUAAACAAAGUCUGAGAUCUCAAGUUCAGGAGUUACGUCUUAUGAACAAAGUUAUUUCACAAAGUCUUUUUCGAUAACUUAGUUUUACUGUAAAAGCAAUGUGCUUAUUAAAGCCAUAUCGGACAGAAAUUAGCUCGAUGAACUCUAAAUGCACUGAUUAUUAAAAAUCUAUUCGUUAUGAGUUUAAGACUAUGAUUUAAUAUUUUUAACAAAAAACGAAAAUACUGAGAAAUUGAAAAAAAUAUAUAUCCAAAUUUUAUUUAUACUAUAAGUAAUUGUGCGUAACAUGUAAUACCGAGAUAAUUCCUGCAUAAAACGGAUUUAAAAGGUCGUUAUUAAAAUUAAUAAAAACACAAUAAAAUGCGGACAUGACGAAAAUAUUCGAUAUAUAAAUAUCGAAACUCUUAGAAAUUGUAACUUACCCUGUUUUGCUAGUAGAGGACUCAACCCCCGUCUCCCGUGUACAUAUACCGGCGCGUUCCCACCACCAGUCAGUCGAUCGGGACGCGCUACCAAGAGCGGUCGCUCGCACCCUCACCACCUCUCGUAUUAUUUAUAUAAAUACGAUUCAGUGUUAAAUAAGUGUAGUGUUAUAUAUUCCUCAAAAAGGUGAGUGAUACAACAUCUCUAAAUUUCAGGCCAGAAAAUAUCGUUGGAAAUCGCAAACGAAUUACGUUGCCAUAGUUUGGUUGAAGAUUUUUAGAUUCUUUCGGGUUUGUAAUAAGGGUUUCGUGAGAAUGUAGGUCUACACAAAAUAUGGGUUUUAAAUGGAAAUAUAAUGCAACAAAUUUACCGUUGCUAAGCAUUUUGCGUAUCUGGCGCGUUAAUCUUACGCGCUUUUAUGUAGAUAGUAGAGUUGUAAACAUAUUUAUUCUUUCAAUUAUAUUGUUCAGUUUUCAUAUUUAUGUAUAUUAAGAAAAAUAUAUACUGUUUGUGAUACAUUUUGUGAAGAAGUAAGAAUAAAUUGAUCAAAGUUCA
Manduca sexta (tobacco hornworm) is the source of this 4551-nucleotide messenger RNA. Its product is annotated as acyl-CoA Delta(11) desaturase. Gene Ontology annotation, biological process: unsaturated fatty acid biosynthetic process. The record is from RefSeq and is a predicted model, not a curated record. Bases 79 to 1050 code for a protein of 323 amino acids. The transcript is spliced from 4 exons. Gene Ontology annotation, molecular function: iron ion binding; stearoyl-CoA 9-desaturase activity. NCBI's taxonomy places the organism in Eukaryota, Metazoa, Arthropoda, Insecta, Lepidoptera, Sphingidae. Gene Ontology annotation, cellular component: endoplasmic reticulum membrane.